Capsaspora owczarzaki ATCC 30864 is the source of this 1166-nucleotide messenger RNA. RefSeq names its product ubiquitin-conjugating enzyme. Lineage: Eukaryota; Filasterea; Ministeriida; Capsasporidae. Gene Ontology annotation, molecular function: oxidoreductase activity. The coding region runs from base 61 to 990 and encodes 309 amino acids. The record is from RefSeq and is a predicted model, not a curated record. The transcript is spliced from 3 exons.
UCUAUUUCCUGUUGGAUUGACACAUCCGCGUUUGUGUUUUUUGAACCAGAGUGAACCAAGAUGGUGUUUACGUCGAGCGACUGUGCGUUGGGUGGUGGCGUUUCAGCGCCCCAACAACCGCACGCUAAUGCCAAGCAGACCGACGACGCAGCACCAGACGCGCCUCGUCGAUCGCUCAACCAGAUUGCUGCGUCCGUUGCUGGUGCUGCGUCGCCCGCAUCUGCCGAGGCCGAGCUGCACAGUCCGCGGUGGGGCAAGGACAAUGCUGGCGCCAAGCUUCUCGCCGCUCAGUACACUCCCGAGAAACGCCGGUUUGAAAUCAUCUCAGUUACGACGUGCGCCUCGCUCACGGCCAUCAACCUCUUGUGUAUCGCGUUCAACUUUUCGUCCGCCAACGCCAUUGGCGUCAUUGUUAGCAUCGUCCUCGGAAUAUUCACGGCCGACUUCCUCUCGGGCCUGGCACACUGGGCUGCCGACACUUGGGGCUCGGUCGAGCUCCCGAUCGUUGGCAAGGCCUUUAUCCGACCCUUCCGGGAGCACCACAUUGAUCCCACGGCCAUCACUCGCCACGACGUCAUUGAAACCAACGGAGACAACUGCUUUGUCACCAUUCCAUUCCACAUUUACAUUGCACUGAGCUUUUGGACCGUCUCCGACAUGGCUGGCGCGGGCCGUGCAGCGUACUUUGCCAACUGCUACCUGUUCGCCAUGUCCAUCUUUGUGACGCUCACCAACCAAAUCCACAAGUGGUCGCACACCUACAAGCCCCCAGGCUGGGUCCAGCUGCUCCAAGACAUGCACAUUAUUCUUCCGCGAAAGCACCACCGCAUCCACCACGUCUCGCCGCACGACACGUACUAUUGCAUCACCACUGGCUGGCUCAACUACCCUCUGGAGAUGAUUGACUUUUGGGUUCGUCUCGAGAAGGCGCUGUGUGCAGUGACUGGUGUUCCGCCACGAGAAGACGACUUGAAGUGGGCCAAGAUGUAAAAACAGUGCCCGUUUGUGUGUCAAGUCUGAUCGGAGCGAUGACUCGGUUUAUUUUUGUUUUCGUUCUAUUCUUUGUUGUGUGGUCGCUGUUUGCAUGGAUUUGGAAUCCAGUGCAGUUUUGGCGGCAUGUUUCUUAACAGCCUUGUUCUCUCUCUCUCUCUCUCUCUCUCUCUCUC